Messenger RNA from Zophobas morio, 804 nucleotides. RefSeq names its product von Hippel-Lindau disease tumor suppressor. The record is from RefSeq and is a predicted model, not a curated record. The coding region runs from base 266 to 694 and encodes 142 amino acids. The transcript is spliced from 3 exons. Lineage: Eukaryota; Metazoa; Arthropoda; Insecta; Coleoptera; Tenebrionidae.
UUCUGCAACACGACAGCACUACUUUAUUGCGCGGUGCAUCUAUGAGGCGUUGUUGUUGCGUUUGACACUCGACAAACAGGUUGAUUUAGAAGGAUUUUGUUGUAAUAAAAUGACAAUUUCACCAAAACAAACAGUGUGAGAGAUACAAUUUGCUACUCGUGGGAGUGUAAAGACCGCCAUGUUUAUUCACGUCAUUUGAAGAAAGAGUGUACCAGCAUGAUAAAGUAGUCAUUGCCUCGUAGACGAAAGCACCCUCUAACUCAGGAUGGCGGAAAGAAUUGAGGAGAUCCGAUCUGUUCGCAACACAGAUAAAGCCUAUGUGCUGGAGCAAGGACAGUUCGUUGAUGUGAAUACAUUUAAGAAGCAUCCGUGGAUAGUUUUGGAUAAAGUUACUAAAGACAGAUUACAUAUCGAAGGACAGUUUGUUUAUUAUCCUAAAACUGCUAAGGAAUAUUUACACGAAAGGUUCCCUACUCGACAAUUUCCACCGGACUUCAACGUCAGAGUUCAAGCCACCAUAACACUACCAGUGUAUAGUUUGAAAUACAGAUGUAUGCUUGCAAUUAGAAAUAGAUGCAAACUACCAAAAGACGUAGAACGGUUGGAAUUACCAAUAGGAAUAAUUGAGGAUCUCAAGAGGUCCAUUGCGUACAGAAAUGGUCAAAUGUUACAACCAAUAAUAAGGAUAGUCUGAUUAGUAGUUAGUGGUGAUUAUAUUAUUUUUAUUUCUCUCUGUUUGUUUAUACCUAUAUAUGUAUCUAUAUAUACUAUAAGAGUAAAUCUAAAAAGACACAAUUAAAAAAA